This is a messenger RNA of Papaver somniferum (opium poppy), 4157 nucleotides long. Its product is annotated as protein translocase subunit SECA2, chloroplastic-like. Gene Ontology annotation, cellular component: chloroplast envelope; membrane. The record is from RefSeq and is a predicted model, not a curated record. Lineage: Eukaryota; Viridiplantae; Streptophyta; Magnoliopsida; Ranunculales; Papaveraceae. Gene Ontology annotation, molecular function: ATP binding; ABC-type protein transporter activity. The transcript is spliced from 5 exons. Gene Ontology annotation, biological process: protein import; protein targeting. The coding region runs from base 869 to 4021 and encodes 1050 amino acids.
AACAAUGUAAUGGGUGAAUGGUUAGGUGACUUUCUCCUCUUGGAAUGAAAUUUAUUUUCUUAUAAAAAAAAAAAGUAGUAAAUACGGACACAGUCUGAAUCUCCCUCUCUCACCAAACACAUUCAUGGCUCUUACGGGCUAAGUUUAUACAAAUACUAAAUUCCAAUUGACUACAUCAAUCAACUGCUUAGUUCAUAUAUCACUACAGCGGAAAAGAAAUUAAGAAGGCGAGCGUGGUUGGCAUAAACUGGACCCUGGCACAACUAAGGAGCAUAUUGAAAUUUUGAAUGUUGAGUGCAUCAUCCAUGGCUAAAAGCAAAAAAAAAAAAAACAGUUUAAAGUUAUAAAAAGGGAUCUGAACCAGCAUAAGCGGCUAGGUAAUGUAAAGAAUACAGACGGUGCAUGCACACUUAGUUCUAGUUAAGGGAUAUUGUUAGUACUAUUAUCACCUGCAACCUUCCCUCGUUCAGUUGACAUGUCCUUGUUCAGUUGACGUGCUACAGAGUUACCAAACUCAUGAUCCUUGGUUAAGAAUUUAGUCUUUCCGUUGCAGCAAAAUGUUAAAAUCAUCAGCAGGAGAUGACACUUUUACAUAAGUAGGAUGCGAUGAUAGUGACUCUACCUGUCAGUUUUGUCCGACUUUUACAUCAGUAGGAUAUUUAGUGAACCAAAGCUAUAACAGGAUUUUCACCAACCUGAGAAAUUUAUUUCGGCAGAGAAAUAUAUUGACAAGGGUGUAAUAUGCUUGAUGAGGAAAUAAAGAGAUGGGUUUCAUAGGCUUUUAGUUCAGAAUUAACCUCCAUUGCUGUUGGUGAUUUCCACUUUUAGGAGGAUUGCAAUAGCAAGUGAAGUUGAACAAGAAGGAGAAAUGGCUCUUGCUCCUGCUCUUUCAAAUCCAUUCUCAGCCAGACGCGUCCAUCACUUCAACAGCUUCACGAUCCUUAGACUCUCUUCCUCGUCUUCUUUUAAAAUUCGUUCAUCCAUUAAAUCAAUUCUUGCUGUUUCUGUCAAGGAAAAUAACAUUGGUGCCCUUGAGAGGAAAAAAAAGAAGAACUGGAUGGAUUUCACUAGCUUAAAUUACUGGGUUGUUCGUGAUUACUAUCAUCUAGUUGACUCUGUGAAUUCUCUAGAGCAUCAUAUUCAGACUCUUUCUGAUGCAGAGUUGGCUGCAAAAACCGAAGAAUUUAGGCAUCGUCUGGGUCGUCAAGGGGAAACACUUGCUCAAAUUCAAUCUGAGGCCUUUGCUGUUGUUCGUGAAGCGGCCAAAAGGAAGCUAGGAAUGCGCCAUUUUGAUGUUCAGAUAAUUGGUGGGGCUGUUCUUCAUGAUGGGUCCAUUGCUGAGAUGAAGACGGGUGAGGGUAAAACUCUGGUUUCUACCUUGGCAGCUUAUCUAAAUGCAUUGACGGGUGAGGGCGUCCAUGUGGUUACGGUCAAUGAUUACUUAGCCCAGCGUGAUGCAGAGUGGAUGGGCCGGGUACAUCGUUUCCUCGGUCUAUCUGUGGGUCUUAUCCAGAGGGGGAUGACUUCUGAAGAGAGGAGAGCAAACUACAACUGUGAUAUAACCUACACCAACAACUCUGAACUUGGUUUUGACUACCUUAGGGAUAACCUUGCGGGUAGUAGAGGGCAACUGGUUAUGCGAUGGCCAAAGCCGUUCCAUUUUGCAAUAGUUGAUGAAGUUGAUUCAGUACUUAUUGAUGAAGGAAGGAAUCCCUUGCUAAUUAGUGGUGAGGCUAGUAAAGAUGCCGCGCGCUAUCCUGUUGCUGCCAAAGUGGCAGAACUUCUUGUACGAGGCCGUCAUUACAAUGUCGAACUCAAGGAUAACUCAGUAGAGUUGACUGAGGAAGGGAUUGCUCUUGCUGAAAUGGCUCUUGAGACAAGUGACUUAUGGGAUGAAACUGAUCCUUGGGCAAGAUUUGUGAUGAAUGCUCUGAAGGCUAAAGAAUUCUACCGUCGGGAUGUCCAGUACAUUGUAAGAAAUGGAAAGGCACUCAUAAUCAAUGAACUCACAGGUAGAGUUGAAGAGAAACGGAGAUGGUCUGAAGGGAUUCACCAGGCUGUGGAGGCCAAAGAAGGUCUAAAGAUCCAGGCAGAUUCAGUUGUCGUGGCCCAAAUCACCUAUCAAUCAUUGUUUAAGCUUUAUCCAAAACUUUCGGGGAUGACUGGAACGGCAAAAACUGAAGAGAAGGAAUUUUUGAAGAUGUUCCAAAUGCCUGUCAUUGAAGUGCCAACAAACCUAUCAAAUAUUCGUAAAGAUUUACCUAUUCAAGCUUUCGCAACUGCACGUGGGAAAUGGGAAAAUGUGCGCCAAGAAAUUGAAUACAUGUUUGAUCAGGGCCGUCCUGUUUUAGUCGGCACAACUAGCGUUGAAAAUUCUGAAUAUUUGUCUGAUCUGUUGAAGGAGACAAACAUCCCCCACAAUGUCUUAAAUGCACGGCCUAGAUAUGCCGCAAGGGAAGCCGAAGUUGUCGCCCAAGCAGGUAGAAAAUUUGCUAUCACUAUAUCUACUAAUAUGGCUGGCAGAGGCACGGACAUAAUCCUAGGGGGGAACCCAAAAAUGCUGGCUAGAGAGGUUAUUGAGGACAGUUUGCUAUCAUUUUUGACUCAAGAAGAUCCAGAUGUUGAUAUCGAUGGAGAGCCAAUUUCCCAAAAGGGAUUGUCUAAGAUAAAAGUCGGACCAUCAUCAUUAGCUUUGCUAGCCAAGACUGCUCUUAUGGUUAAGUACGUACGAAGAAGCGAAGGAAAAAGCUGGACAUAUCAAGAGGCAAAAUCCUUAAUCUCGGAGUCCAUACAGUUGAGUCAGUCAACUGGUAGGCAAGAGCUCGAAAAAAUUCUAGCGGAGGAGUCGGAAAUGUAUCCUCUCAGUCCUACUAUAGCAUAUGCUUAUACUUUGGUUUUGAAUGAUUGCGAAGAACAUAGUUUGAUAGAAGGGUCUGAGGUUAAGAGGUUGGGGGGGCUCCAUGUGAUUGGUACCUCUUUACAUGAGUCACGAAGAAUAGAUAACCAGCUCCGAGGGAGAGCUGGUAGACAAGGAGAUCCUGGAUCAACAAGGUUUAUGGUGAGCUUACAGGAUGAAAUGUUUCAGAAAUUCAAUUUCGACACUGAGUGGGCUGUCAAACUCAUAUCAAGGAUUACAAAUAAUGAGGAUAUACCAAUUGAGGGUGAUUACAUCCUCAAACAGCUUUUGGGGCUGCAAAUAAGUGCUGAGAAGUACUUCUUCGGCAUAAGGAAGAGCCUUGUUGAAUUUGAUGAAGUAUUAGAGGUACAAAGGAAGCAUGUCUAUAACCUUAGGCAAUCAAUUUUAGCAGGUGAUUCAGAAAGUUGUUCUCAACACAUAUUCCAGUACAUGCAAGCAGUUGCAGAUGAAGCCGUCUUUGGAAACACUGAUCCACUUAGGCAUCCAAGUAGCUGGAGUCUGGGUAAGCUGUUGAAUGAGCUCAAUGUAAUUACAGGGGAGACAUUUGCUGAUAUAUUUGAAGGGAUAACGGAGGAAGCUUUAUUGGCGUCAUUAGAACAGCCGUAUGACCUAAAAUCUGUUGAAAUUGACAACUUUUCCCUUGUGAACAUGCCCAUACCUCCAAGUGCAUUUCGAGGAGUGCGCAGGAAGAGCUCUUCCUUAAGACGUUGGCUCCUAAUAUGCACUGAUGAGUCGUCAAAGAGUGGACCUUAUCAGGUAACUUGUAAUCUUCUGCGCAAGUACCUUGGGGACGUUCUGAUCGGUUCUUAUCUAGACGCCGUACAAGAAUCCGGUUACGACGACGUUUACAUAAAAGAAAUUGAGAAGGCAGUGCUUGUGAAGACUCUUGAUUGUUUCUGGAGAGAUCAUCUUAUAAACAUGAACAGACUAAGUUCAGCAGUAAAUGUGCGGAGUUUUGGGCAUAGAAAUCCACUCGAGGAAUACAAGAUUGAUGGAUGUCGGUUCUUCAUCUCAAUGCUCAGUGCUAUCCGUAGAUUGACUGUUGAAUCGCUUUUACGAUAUUGGUCAUCCCCAACUGAAUCAGAUGACUUAUUUGUUUCAUAAAUGAAUGCUCCGUACCCAAUCAAGUUAGUAGGUCGUUCCUUUCAUUUGUUCGUUCCGUAUUAAUUAAUUAAUAUAUUAAUUGCUGUAAGAUGGAUGCAAGGGGAAAUUCAUGAAAUAGAGUCGAAAUUUUAGCAGA